Messenger RNA from Trypanosoma conorhini, 441 nucleotides. RefSeq lists its product as uncharacterized. The coding region runs from base 1 to 441 and encodes 146 amino acids. The record is from RefSeq and is a predicted model, not a curated record. Lineage: Eukaryota; Euglenozoa; Kinetoplastea; Trypanosomatida; Trypanosomatidae. The transcript has a single exon.
AUGGAUUCACCUCCAUGCCGCCACGCAUGUAAAAAGGACUCUGUAAGUAUUUCUUUGAUGUGGUUUUGUUUUCUUUUGACACUCCCCACAUUUUUGCCACUCACUUGCUUGCUGUUGCUUCGACUCGCUCCCUUUCUCUCCUCUCCAGCAGCAGCAGCAGCAACCACAAUAUGUUUUUCUUUUUGCGCCCCCUCGUUUCUACAGCCUGCGCGGCAAUGCUGCUGCCUGCUGCUCAAGGCUCCUUCUCAGUUCCACCGGGAGCGCCAGUCGACCGUGGCUGUCGCAGUCCACAAUUCGCUGCAGCUGCGCCCUGGUGAACCCGUCCUGCGCAUGCUCCCGCAGCAACCGCAGACACCCGUCCUCCAGGCCCCACGCUCUCGUCCAGCGAGGGCAGUCGCAGAGCAGCAUCGACACACACCGCGCCGAGCCAUGCUCCUUUAG